AUGGGCGUUCCGGCGCCGGUGAACUCGCGGGUGGUCAACGGAUGGUGGGAGAAGCUGCGCGCGGUUGUGGCGAAGCUUGCGAAGGCGGUGGCGCGGUGUGGAGUAGGGAGCUCCACGGAGUGGGCAAGCGGCGGCAGAGCUUCGCUAGGAGCUUGGGGAGUUCGUGCGCGGGGAGGAGCGAGGCUGCGCGGCGAGGCCAACGGGCUCGGGCGACGUGGCUUGGCGGCGCUGGGGAGCAGCUGGCGCAUGGAGGAUUGGCGGCGGCGCCAUUGGUGGGCAGAGCAAGCUCAUGGGGGCAAGGAUUCUCUAGGCAUUGAGCGAGCAGGAUUGCAGGCGUGUGAAAUCCCUUUUGCCGGGCGAACGGAUUGGCGGAGGCGGCUCGCGUGUUGUCGCUGUCGAGCGGUGGAUUGGGGCGCGGAGCUUGGCCCAUGCGCGGCCAUGGCGUGGCAGAGGGAGGUGGCAGGGGAGUGGGCGCUGGUUGGGUGGAGAGGAUAG
This is a messenger RNA of Miscanthus lutarioriparius, 495 nucleotides long. The record is from the annotation of a GenBank genome assembly. NCBI's taxonomy places the organism in Eukaryota, Viridiplantae, Streptophyta, Magnoliopsida, Poales, Poaceae.